Molecule: messenger RNA, 1551 nt
Organism: Torulaspora delbrueckii
Lineage: Eukaryota; Fungi; Ascomycota; Saccharomycetes; Saccharomycetales; Saccharomycetaceae
Gene: PRP9
Product: SF3a splicing factor complex subunit PRP9
Exons: 1
Coding region: 1-1551 (516 amino acids)
Biological process (GO): mRNA splicing, via spliceosome
Cellular component (GO): spliceosomal complex
Molecular function (GO): zinc ion binding; RNA binding
Source: RefSeq, a predicted model, not a curated record
AUGAACACUUUGGAGAGUCGAAGGUCUCAUUUAGAAGAUUUGGAAGUUAUCGAACAGUCUAUAGCUUCAAGGUUUGAGAGAAAUCCUGGGCUUUAUUAUGGCUAUUUACAGAAGAGAGCGCUGAUCGAUGAUAUACCGUUGAGUUCAUCGAUAACAAACGCAUACAAUGCCAACAGAAUUUACAAGGCUAAAAGAUCGAAACGGAACAGAAAGCAGUUUGUACUGCAGCAACAUGAGAUUGAUCUUUUUCUUCAAGAGUCUAUGCGAAAGCUAAGGGAUUUAGGAUCUCUUAAAGGGCCGGUCAACACGCAUUCCCUGAGAGAUGAAGAAGCCACAUUUGAGAUCUUCAAGCAGAACUUGGAGGAAAUAAAGGACAAAUACAAGGAUUUAGGGUCAGACUCUUUGUUUUCAGAUGUCAAUGAGGAAAUUUCGAAGCACGCCAUGUUUUCAGCUUUGACGACAGACUCAAAACCGGUCACAAUCCUAUCAAGAAGUGCCAAGAAUCUACGACUAAAUGAUGUCUUUAGUAGGGAAGAACAAUACGGGGAGUACUUGGAUUUGGAUAGGUUCCAUUCAUCAUGGUUGAACGUCAUUCGUAGUACCGAAUGCACAUUGUUGCAGUUUUACAGUAUUCUGGAAAAAUUCCUAGAUGAUCGACAAUAUAUACUUGCACCUCCAAUGGACAGAAAGAAUGGUAGGUACGCUGAAUUUUUGGUUGAGAUUAGUAAUUACUUGGAGAAAUUCUUCCAAAAAGCCAAUGUUCUUUUAAACCACACCAAAUUGGAGAGAAGAAUUCAGUCCGAGUUCAGCAGGUCGCUAGCCACUCCUUUACACACCGGGGGAAAAGGGUUUUACUGCAUUGCAUGCUGUAAAUGGUUUAAGGUUCCCACCGUUUUCGACAGCCACUUGACUGGAAAACACCAUAAGAAUAAUCUGAGUAAGAGAAGCAAACAUCUUCAAGCUGAGUAUAAGCUUCAUAGGUAUCUCACACUUCUUUCAGAGGAGUUCAGACGAACAAGGGAAUUUACUGAACGAAAGGUGGCUUUUACUGCGGAAGAGAGGAUGCAAGAAAUGGCCAGGUUGAAUCACGACUACCAUGCACCAGACUACGGACCAGAUGAAAAAGAGCAAGAAGAUCCGGAUUCAAAUAAAGCUGAAUUAGAUAAGAACUCAGCCCUUGGAGGCUCCUUCGAUUUGCCUUUGGGUGCAGACGGACUGCCGAUACCCUAUUGGCUUUACAAGCUCCAAGGGCUUGACGUCGAAUACUCUUGCGAAAUUUGCACCAACCAGACUUACAAAGGUCGCCGCGCCUUCGAGAAGCAUUUCCUCGAGCCCACGCAUACGUUCCAUCUCAAAUGUCUGGGCAUUGAGCCCUCUAUAACUUUCAAGGGCAUUACGGGCAUCCAAGAAGCCCAGGACCUAUGGCGCCAGACCUCCUCCAGAAAUCGUCCCCAAACACAGAAGAAGAUAGAUCUAGAGGUGGAGGACCAAGAGGGCAAUGUCCUGACACAGAAAGUCUACCAAGAACUCAAGAAGCAGGGCCUUGUAUAG